GAAUGGUAUAGAUCUUUAUUUUAGACAUUUUUACCUUUUAUAGCAAUCUUUUUGUUUGUCAACAAAAUUCAACUUCUCGCCUAAUCAGUUGCGCGUUAUACGUUUUUGGUAGAGAAGUUCAAAAAAUGGAGGCCAGAAGCGCCAGUAGUGGUGGAGAGGACGAAGUGUUCCGUGACCUUGGAGUGGAAACAGGAUCAGUUCGGGUUCCUACAGGACCACGUGCUGUACAGAAUUGAGAUGAAGAAGAAGCUACCGCCAUGGGUGGUGGUCUACAGCGGAGGAAAGACGACGAAAAUGAUCGACUACCUCCCACCGUGUCACCCCCACGUCUUCAGACUGAAAGUCAUACUCAAAUCAACUGCAGUGCCUCUUCUUGCCGAAAAGGCGGUACAAUUUCAUGGUGACAAAAAUACUGUGUAUAAAAAAAUGAAGGCCCAAGAUGAAGGGGAGAGAAAUGCAUUUACAAAUGAUAAAAAUGAUAACGAGGAUACGGAUUUUGGAAGGAAACUGGAAGGGGGUGGAGAUUCAAAAGUGAAAAGUCAAAGGAUAGAAGUGAACCACCCCUGGCUCGAGUCCCGGGUCUCCGAGGAGACCUGGACCAGCACUGAGCCCGCCGGGUCCUCCGCCGUGUGCUUCUACAUGGCCGUCAGCUGCGGGUACAUUAAGCAGGUGCAAACGAUGCUGGAAGAGCGGCCCGAGCUGAUCGGCAUUGUCAACCCCGCCAACGGGUUCACACCCCUCGCCGGUGCCGUCAAGAAAGGUGACCUAAACACUGUGAAGUUUCUCCUGUCUUCUGGAGCCGAAGUGGAACAGCGCUCGGCUGCGGGUCAGACUCCACUACACCUGGCUGUUCUAGCUGCCGACAUUCCAAUGGCGGGUCUGCUGCUAGACCAUGGUGCUGAUGUCAAGACUCGAGACGUGAACCAACUCCGCGCAGAACACUACGCGGUCGACUCCGGCAGCGUUGAGAUGUUGGCGUUCGUGCUGGACCGCGGGGGUCACCUGGAUGUGGCUGACAGCAACGGCUGGACGCCGCUCUUCAGAGCUUUAACCCAGAACGGACGAACAGACAUGAUCAGCGAGCUGGUGGCUAGAGGCAGUGACGUCACCAUCUCGGACGCGGCGGGGCUGCCGCUGGCGUCUGUUGCGAGGCUGCUGACCAACCGACACGGUCGCCCCAGGGACUCAGUCCUGCGCGUCGUGGACCCUAACUUCCCGCAUGAGCGAGCCCUCGCCAUCUUCACCAGGCUCACCAAGAAGAUUCACCACGUACAUACUGUCUUUAAGUGAAAAAUAUGAAGUAUUCGCUGUUGACCCCGACCCCGCAUUUAAUAUCCAUAAAAAUUAACUUUCUAUGUUAUUCCAAUGUCUAAGCAAAAGUUUCAUAAAAAUACAUUUAGUAGUUUUGGCGUGAAUCAAUAACACGUCCUUACAAACUUUUGCAUUUAUAAUACUAGCGAUCCCGUGGGAAUUUA
Amyelois transitella is the source of this 1475-nucleotide messenger RNA. RefSeq lists its product as uncharacterized. The record is from RefSeq and is a predicted model, not a curated record. Gene Ontology annotation, molecular function: protein binding. The transcript has 9 exons. The coding region runs from base 238 to 1290 and encodes 350 amino acids. NCBI's taxonomy places the organism in Eukaryota, Metazoa, Arthropoda, Insecta, Lepidoptera, Pyralidae.